GCAGGUGAGUCCAGCCGCCUCCCAGAGAAGUAGCCAGGCAACCGCCCGGACGGCCACGGCCGGGGGAGCCAGGACGCCGGAGAACGCGCGCCCCAAGAGAGCGCGCGGGGACAAAAUGCGGUCGGAGGAACCUGCACACGCCUCACACCGCUCCUAGAGCGCGCUGUCACGGAGUUAGAGACCGGGACGGAAGACUCAAUGCGCGCACGCCAGCGGUCCAGCCGUUACCCUGCUCCCCGAAUCCCCGGCCCCCGAAAGUUCCGGCGUCAAGGAGGCCGCGGUCCAGCCCCCUCGUCGCCCGGCCCCUCGCACUCCCGGUCGGGGGCGGAGCGAGGAGCGGCGCAAGCGCUGUGACGUGUGCCAGAGCAGUUGCUCUAGGGACCGCUCCGCGGGGCCCCAGCAUGACUCUGAUCCCUGCGCGGUGUCCUGGGAACAACCUAGCCCAGCUCCCGGCGUCCAUCUCCACUUCCAGGUAUUUGCCGAUGCGGGCCUCCUGCCGGGGAAUUCACCCCACAGUCACGGCUGCGGAGCUGUGGCUGUCGCCUCUUUCUGCAGCGCCAGGCUGCGCCUGGCCUCAAAGUCGAGUGCUCCUAGGUGCACUACGCAGGAAGUCAUUAUGCGACUAACACAUUUUCAUCAGAUUUCCUGAUUUACCGUGAAGUGUAUGUGAGAAUGAUGUGCACUGCCAAGAAAUGUGGAAUUAGGUUCCAGCCUCCGGCUGUUAUCUUAAUCUAUGAGAAUGAAAUGAAGGGGAAAAGUCGCCAGCGCAUCAUGCCUGUCCGAAACUUUUCAAAGUAUUCAGAUUGCAGCAGAGCUGCUGAACAAUUAAAGAAUAAUCCACGACACAAGGGUUACCUGGAACAGGUAUCCCUGAAGCAACUAGAGAAGUUAUUCAGUUUUUUACGAGGUUACUUGUGGGGGCAGAGUUUGGCAGAAACAAUGGAACAAAUUCAGCAGGAAACAACCAUUGAUCCUGAGGAAGACCUGAACAAACUAGAUGACAAGGAACUUGCCAAAAGGAAGAGCAUCAUGGAUGAACUUUUUGAGAAAAAUCAGAAGAAGAAGGAUGAUCCAAAUUUUGUUUAUGACAUUGAAGUGGAAUUCCCACAGGAUGAACAACUACAGUCCUGUGGCUGGGACACAGAGUCAGCUGACGAGUCCUGAUAACCAAAAACUAAAAAAAAAAUUAUCGGGUAGUAGAAAAUCCAUGUUUAUACAAGACCAUAGAUUGGUUGUAGAAAAAUCUGUAAAGAACACUAUGCAUAUUGGGUCACGUUUGGAUUGACCAUGUUACUUUUCAAAACCAAGAUAUGUAGAGCAUCUACUAUGUAGGUGCAUAUGGAAUAUAGGGAAAACAGAAUAUAGGAAUCUGCCUUUAAGGAGCUUACAGUCUAAUUGGAAGAUAAGUCAAAAGCUUAUGAAAAGCUAGUUUAAUGGUAUUAGGCAGCAUUAGAUCCAAAUGCUUGAUAAAGGCUAGAGAGGAUCAGAACCUAGAUCACAGUAGGGUAGAAUAGUCAGGGAGGACUUUGUCCAUGAGCGGCAAGAUGGUACUUUGCCUGGCCCUUGAAAUGGUAGUAUUUGGAUAGAAGCUUAUAUAGGAUUCCAGAUUAAACUGGGAGGAAAAAAAGGAGGAUGUUGCAGGGAUUGGUAAAGAGAUAGGAAUUAGAACAUUUUAUUUGAGGAGCAGUAAGCAAAUUAUAGUUUGAUAAGAUCAGAGAGCAUAUAUGGUUGCCAGGGGAUUAUCCUUUAUGCAUUGUCUUUAUAUCUAUUUAACUCUGGAGUAGAAGAGUACCCCUGCAGAAUGCCCUGCAGCUUCAAGUGGAUGUAAUCUGAUGGAUAGCAGGGGAAUUCUGCCCCAUCCCCCUGGCCCAGUAUCAGGAAAUAUGUACUAAAGACAUUCUGAAACCCUGAACCUCUUCCCAUAAAUAAGAGAUUUGUUUGUAAAAUGGGAAAUCUACCCAUAAUAAAUGAACAUAUGUACGGCCAGUUUAGGCCUAUUCAUGAGUUUGUAUCUCCAAAGAGAAGAUCUUUGUUGAACAAGGUUAUAUAUGUACAGAUAUAUCUUUCUUCAUAUUAGAAUAUCAUUUAAUUGGUAGAAAUCCUGUUUUCUGCAAGGAAAUUAAUACCCAUUAAAUAAAG
Messenger RNA from Physeter macrocephalus (sperm whale), 2139 nucleotides. It is a transcript of the gene CEP19, whose product is annotated as centrosomal protein 19. Gene Ontology annotation, biological process: microtubule anchoring at centrosome; trans-Golgi to periciliary membrane compartment transport. NCBI's taxonomy places the organism in Eukaryota, Metazoa, Chordata, Mammalia, Artiodactyla, Physeteridae. Gene Ontology annotation, cellular component: centriole; ciliary basal body; spindle pole. The transcript has 3 exons. The record is from RefSeq and is a predicted model, not a curated record. The coding region runs from base 673 to 1164 and encodes 163 amino acids.